AUGGUUAGAGAUCAACGGCUAAGAGACAACUGGGCAUUAAUCUACGCCAUUGAUCAGGCUAACAAGGCCAAGGUGUCUGUGCCUGUUGCUUUUAAUUUGUUCGAUCAGGGUUGCGCCAACUUCAGGAAAAAAAUUGAAGAGACCCUUCAAAUUCCCUUUUUCUUAUUCCGGCCUCAUUAUGAUUCAUUACAAGGAGCAUGGGAGUGGGCACAAAAUACCUUGCUGGACCAUGCUUCUGACAAACGAGAACAUAUUUACUCGUUGGAGCAAUUAGAGAGGGCACAAACAGCUGAUCCUCUUUGGAAUGCUUCUCAGCUGGAGAUGAUUCAUUAUGGGAAGAUGCAUGGUUUUAUGCGUAUGUAUUGGGCAAAAAAGAUUCUUGUAUGGACAAGAGGACCUGAAGAAGCCCUUGCAAUAUCAAUUCAUUUAAAUGACAAGUACGAACUCGAUGGGAGGGAUCCAAGUGGAUACGUUGGUUGCAUGUGGUCAAUAUGUGGUGUUCACGACCAGGGUUGGAAAGAGCGUCCAGUUUUUGGUAAAAUUCGUUAUAUGAACUAUGCAGGCUGCAAAAGGAAAUUUGAUGUUGAUGGCUGCAUUACCUACGUCAAGAGGCUAGUAAUUGAUAUUAAGAAGAGAAAAGCAGAAACUCAGCUUGGUGGAAAAACAAAAGAGCCCCGUAGUCAAAACAUUUUACAUCUUGUAAUAGCAAAGCGUAAGAUGAAUACUGAAUGGGCUAGCGUUCCAUUUUUCUAGUUAGGAAAGUUGGACAACGAGAUAAUUUAUGGUGGAAACUUAAUUAACUUAGCAGUUUAUGUGACAAUUUCUGUUGACAGGUAUUAUCGAGUUACAAGAAUUUAAUGCCAUCGCCAUCUAAUUGAUUGUCUAAAA
This is a messenger RNA of Hevea brasiliensis (rubber tree), 888 nucleotides long. RefSeq names its product deoxyribodipyrimidine photo-lyase-like. Bases 1 to 753 code for a protein of 250 amino acids. Gene Ontology annotation, biological process: photoreactive repair. The transcript is spliced from 8 exons. The record is from RefSeq and is a predicted model, not a curated record. Gene Ontology annotation, molecular function: deoxyribodipyrimidine photo-lyase activity. NCBI's taxonomy places the organism in Eukaryota, Viridiplantae, Streptophyta, Magnoliopsida, Malpighiales, Euphorbiaceae.